CCUGAUGUUGGACGAGACGACGUGGAUCCUCACUUCAGACACCUCUUUGCUCAGAUCUCUGGAAACGACUCGCAGAUCUCAGCCUUCGAGCUGCAGCAGAUUCUGGACAAAGUGGUGACGCAGAGUAAGAACAUCGUCACAAACACAGGAACAUUCAGUUGUGGACUCCAGAACCUCACGUGUUCCGUCUGCUGUGUUUCAGGGUCUGACGUUAGAACCGAUGGUUUCAGCCUCCAGACCUGCCGCAACAUCAUCAGUCUGCUGGACACUGACGGCAGCUCCACACUGGGCCUCCGGGAGUUCCACACUCUGUGGAUGAAGAUCCAGAGAUACCUGGAUGUCUUUAAGAACCACGACUCCAACGGUUCUGGUUCUAUGAGCAGUCAUGAGAUGAGAGCAGCUCUGGCUGAAGCUGGUUUCCAGGUGAACAGCACCGUGAUCCAGGAGAUCGUGGGUCGAUACGCCGACCGCAGCUUCGCCAUCGACUUCGACGGCUUCGUCGGCUGUUUGAUCCGUCUGGAGAUGCUCUUCAAGAUAUUCAGGACUCUGGAUAAGCAGAACCAGGGUCAGAUCCAGCUGGACCUGCAGCAGUGGCUGUGCCUCGCCAUCAACUGACGCUGCCCUGGAGCAUGCUGGGAGAUUCACCUGCACCACCCGAGUUUAAUCUGGAGUUAAUCUGAUGUUAAUCUGGAGUUAAUCUGGAGUUAAUCUGAUGUUAAUUUUAUGUUUAUCUGACGUUAGUCUGACUUUAGUUUGACCUUAAUCUAAAGUUAAUCUGGAGUUAAUCUAAAGUUAAUCUGGAGUUAAUCUGAUUAGUCUGACUUUAAUCUGAAGCUGUCCUGAUCUGAUUAUUAUUUAAUGAAAAGUUUGUGUGAAAUAACAAUAAAGAUGAAACAGGGCUGACUUUCAGACUGUCUGAGGUUCAGCUGCACAUCUGAAA
Stegastes partitus (bicolor damselfish) is the source of this 940-nucleotide messenger RNA. RefSeq names its product calpain-2 catalytic subunit-like. The transcript has 8 exons. NCBI's taxonomy places the organism in Eukaryota, Metazoa, Chordata, Actinopteri, Pomacentridae. Gene Ontology annotation, cellular component: calpain complex. The record is from RefSeq and is a predicted model, not a curated record. The annotation marks the transcript as partial. Gene Ontology annotation, molecular function: calcium ion binding.